Cyprinus carpio (common carp) is the source of this 682-nucleotide messenger RNA. Its product is annotated as apolipoprotein C-I. The record is from RefSeq and is a predicted model, not a curated record. NCBI's taxonomy places the organism in Eukaryota, Metazoa, Chordata, Actinopteri, Cypriniformes, Cyprinidae. Gene Ontology annotation, biological process: negative regulation of cholesterol transport; negative regulation of lipoprotein lipase activity; negative regulation of very-low-density lipoprotein particle clearance. Gene Ontology annotation, molecular function: fatty acid binding; phospholipase inhibitor activity. Gene Ontology annotation, cellular component: high-density lipoprotein particle; very-low-density lipoprotein particle; extracellular region.
CAAUAAAGUACAGAGUGAUUGCAUGAGGCCUUGAUAGGUCAGAGGUGGUGUUAACACACUACGUCAGCUCAGUACCGCUAUAAAGGGCCAAGCCAUCUGUGGGGCAUUACAAUCUCAACCCAAUUCUCUUGAGGACUGCAAGAAAGGAAAGACUGCAAAGAUGAAACUGUACCUGGCUGCAGCCGUGCUGAUGCUUGUGCUUGCUGUACACACAGAGGCCCAGGAUGAGCCCACACUGGAGCAGCAAUUUGCCCAAUUCCAGACCCAGGUGAAGGAGAUUGCAGAGGACCUGACAGAGAAGACCAAGACCACCUUCGAACAGCUUGAAAAGAGCGAGUUUGCUGUUAAAACCAAGAACUGGUUUACUGAGCAGUUUGAGAAAAUGAAGCAGACGCUGUCUGAAUCCUUCAAUUAAAGCGAAAACCAAUGACCUUAUACCCUUCUUCCCUGCAAUCAUGCAAUUACUAUGUGAUAUGUUAUACCUACCCCACCCUGUUGUGCCAACUGGUGCAUUUGUUACAGUUCAGUACAUCUUCAAAAUCUGUGAUGAUCUCCUUGUCAUUUGUGUAAUCUGUAAAAUACUUUAUAAUUUUUUUGGGAUGCUGUUAAAUAUUGUGGGGAAAAGUGUAAAAUCUAAAUAUACAUUCUGAAUUUUUUCGAAAGAAUAAAUGGUGGAACAGAA